Molecule: messenger RNA, 2010 nt
Organism: Drosophila ficusphila
Lineage: Eukaryota; Metazoa; Arthropoda; Insecta; Diptera; Drosophilidae
Exons: 9
Coding region: 371-1804 (477 amino acids)
Source: RefSeq, a predicted model, not a curated record
GAAUCUGAUCAGUACAAAGUCGAAAAUCGGGCGGAAAGCAUUGCGGAGAUCGCGGAAAACAUAUAAGCAAAACAAAAAAGUAAAAAAAGAGAAGUAAAAUAAGUAAACGUGAGCACGAUAAACGUCGAAAACAAACAAAGUGUAGAUAUAGAUACAUAACGCACACAAGUGAAACCCGCCAAAAAGAAUCGAGAAAAGCAUAAAGCCAAUUGAACUGAAAAUUAUUGGGUUCAAUUGCUGAAAUAACGAAAGCAGACUGAAAGCUGCAUGAGAACUUUUCGGAUUUCGGGGUGAAAAGAUUCUAUAUUGGACUCAUAAUAUAUAGCAGCUGACCUAGCAGCCUUAUAGAACCGCCGGCGAACCGAAGGAGAUGAAUCGAACUGCGCUGUCCACUGGCAGCUCCAGCCGCAAGCUUCCGGCGCUCUUGUUUGGCCUUCUGCUCUGCCUGCUCCUGUUGGCCCAGACCGCCCAGACCACCCAGACCGCUCGCACUUCCUCGGAGGAUGAGAGCGACUUGGCCGUCAUUCCGCCGGAUGCCGACAAUGUGGAGAUCCAUCAGGUUAGAAUCGUGGACGGCGUCCUGCAGGAGGACCAUCCGGUGAUCAUGUACAAGGAGGACUUUGUCAGCGAGGAUUAUGAUCCCACUAAGAACGAAACCAAUCCAGGUCGCCACAAGAAGCACAGGAGGACCCACCACCAUCGCGCGGAGCCACAGCAGGAAAGUGAGGACGACAAGAUCCUUUUCGACAUCCUGCCGGACAAGCCGAUCGUGUUGUCCGAUGACCUGAAGGCUCUGCCGAAGAGCAACGUGGAGGCCGCCCAGCUGGCGGAGCCCAUCAAGGAGCCCCUCAAGGAGGAGUGGCUGGGGAAAUACCCCAAGAAGGUCCACAGUCGCCAACGCAGACAGGCUCAAAAUGCUUACGAACCAGUCUAUGAAUAUUACCGUGAAAACCCGAAGUUGAACUACCUAAGCUUCUUAAUCUACAAGCGACCCAUAGCGCCUGGUAAGGCGCCACCUAAGCUCCAACCGGUCAACCAGUCAAACAAUAUUUUCCGUCAGGACACUGUUCCGCAACCCGAUUUCGUUGGCAACCGCGAUGACUUCAAUAGUAUAAUUCACAAUUCAGAUCCAAACAUCGCGGAUUUCUCCAUAUAUACGAGCACAACCAAGAGGCCACCGUUUGUGAUCAUGGAAAGCGAGCCAGUGACGAGAAAACCAAUCGGCAGCAACAGCUGGGGCAAUGGCCUAAAUGGCUGGGGAGGGAGCGGAAGCGCGGCGAGUGGCUCGCGGCCACAAAGGCCGCCCACCCGGAGGCCCAUGGUGGGACUCCCGACGGUGCGUCCCGAGGCGGGACAGGUCCGCCCACCAGCCGUAGACAGCCAAACCACCAGCAGCGGCAACAGCGAACCGAAGGUCAGCAAGUGCGUGUGGGCGAUCGUGAACUGCUGCACCAGCGACAGCCAGAAAGUGCGGUACAGCUGCUUCGAGGAGUUCGGCUGCCACGGAGCCUUCUGGGACAUCAAUCCCUGUGCGGAUCAGGUUGUCCGCGACGCGGAUCUCGUGCCCUUAGCCGGAUUCUCGCCCCCGGGCCUCGCCUCCGCGCCCCCCACCCGUCGUCCCCCCUCCUCCUCCAGGAUAGACUCCUUGCAAUUUCCCCAGGAGCUGGGCUACCAGGAGGGCAGCCAGUGCCAGAGGGCCUCUAAGUACUGCUGCUCCCAGAAGAGCAUCGGAUCCCAGUACGACUGCUUCCACCACUACGGCUGCCCCGAGAGCAUCUCGGCCGUAAUCUCCAGCUGCUCCUAGGACUCGCAGGAUGCUGGAUAAGUCCUGAAAUGGACUGAGUCUAAACAAUCAUUGCGACAAGAGCCUCGCGUUUUUACAGCCCUUUUUGCAGCAUUAGGGUUCCCAGAUUAAUCUCGAACUAUGUAUAAUAUCACUUCUAGUCGGCUUUGCCCAUGAGGCUGGUCCUAAUUAAUAAAGAUUUUUCUGUACUAAACUAACAAACGUAA